Molecule: messenger RNA, 4713 nt
Organism: Daldinia decipiens
Lineage: Eukaryota; Fungi; Ascomycota; Sordariomycetes; Xylariales; Hypoxylaceae
Exons: 8
Coding region: 1-4713 (1570 amino acids)
Biological process (GO): transmembrane transport
Molecular function (GO): transmembrane transporter activity
Source: RefSeq, a predicted model, not a curated record
AUGGAGCCCAAAUUCAAUACGAGCUUGCGUCCUAGCAAUUCAACCCCCUCGUUGAAAGCUGCGAAAACCCGCCCAAUAUCUGUUCGUUCUACAGGAUUCAGAUCAUACCAUCAUAUAUUGUUAAAGUCAGAGGAUUCAGCGGACCACUUGAUCAGGGACUUACCGAUACAUCCAGUCUUAACACAGGGCCCGCCAGAGCUUACAGGGAGAAACGCCGUCACGACCCAUCAGCCCUCUCAUGUAUCUAUACCUACAAGAAAGUCUUUCAAGGCUGAUCUUGAAAGCCAAAUCCCAGGAACUCCUAUUCUUGACGAAACAAGACGACCUGGAAUAGUGUGUAUUGAUCCUACAAUGCAUGCUCCAGGCAAGCACGCAGAAAUCCACCAUCCUGGUUUAAUUAUAGGUGCUGACUUUUGUGAUGCUGGGAUUGCCGUUGAGCGCGAUUCUCCCAUCAGAACACCACCAAGCAAGCCUGCUUCUGAGCGUCCUGGGCCUGUAUUAACUGGUCGGGUUCGCCGUGUUCUUUCAGGGGGUGACAUUUGCGAAGAUAUAGUUGAUGUUUCCGAGCAUAUCCACAAGAACCACAGCUCAGCUACAAAGCACAGCGGCCACUUUCGUAUCUCGAAGGUCCAACCUGCCCUUCAAAAAGUUGAGCAAAAGAAGAUAAUUCACCAAAGCAAAGUACACACCCGAGCGGAUUCUACGCCGGAAAAGCUAUACAUCUCAGAGCACGUUCACCGUGGCCACAGUCUCACGCCAAAAGUCCGCCUAUCCCGAGAUGAUUCUAGAGACAGCACAUAUCACAGCGAUCCCCAUGAAGGCCAUAUUUGGGUUCAGAAGGUACAGCCUUAUCACGAGUCGGCAUCUACCGCCUUUAUAACAGAGGAAAACUCAAUUCCAAGGUUAUCCGUGAAGAAGCACGUCCAACAGGGUGACGAUUCAGCAAAAUCGACUUCGUACUGGGGAUUCUUACCAGGAUUCGGAAAUCAAGAAGGUGAGAAGGCCGGGGUGACUGGUGAACCUGUGGAUGACUCAAUCCCUCAUUAUUCUGCUUCUCAAAAAAGCCUCGACGCUGCCUCCAAGCCCGUUGCGAGACUUGCAGAAUUCAUUGGUAAUCAAGAGUUCCUUCGCCAUACCAAUGCGAACUUGUCAUCACUUGGAAAAUUGUUUAGUAGUAGCCAUUCACAGGACAGAGCUCCUCUUCGGGAUAAUGGACAAGAAAUGGAAAUUCCUACAGCAUCUGUUUCUCCAACUUCAUAUGCGCAUCAAAUGGGGGGCGAUAACAAUGCUGCAGAACAAGGUAUCUUACCUGAAGGGAUUGACCCAGCGCAUGCUGCAACCUGGCUUCGUCAGUUUCUCGGAUAUCCAGAGUCAAGCCCUCCGAAUCUUACUCAACUACCGGAGAAAUCCCAUCCUCGUCACGAGGAUCAUGACGACUACCCCAACAACAACGACGAGGCGUUGGUUUCUAGAGCGACGACUUUCUCAGGGAAAACUUCAAGAGAGGCCGGAAUAAUGGACUCGGCUAUGCAUAACCUUGAGCAACUACUCGACGAAGCACUUUUCCUCGCCAAUGAAGCUACCGAAAACGACCGUUGCGGGCAUGAUAAUGACAAGGACCUCAUUUCCCGCCUACAGAAUGCAACCGAGACUUUUAAGGACUCCCCAAUCUUAUCUGAUUCCCAGGUAAAUUAUGGGAGAGAUUUAGUUAAAAGCCCGCAUCGUCAUCCACUUGCCGAGGAACUGCAAGAUACCAUCGUAUAUUCGGCCGAAGAAAAGGUUGGCGGCCUUAAGACUUCAUCCUCAAAGCCGGUAACCCAAGAAGAACUACUAGAACCUGACAUGCGCAACGGCAACAUCGUGCGGUCAAAUAUAAAAAAUGGAUCGAAUAUCCGUGGCCUCCGGAAGCCUAAAGAAAGCAACAGAGAAAGUCGCGAAGUACGCCAUCAGAUUUCCGAUGGUGAGGAUAUUUUGCCUCUACCACCACCAGGCAGUAAACUCAAGAGACGAUAUCUGUCUCCAAUGCUUCAGGCAUAUGAAGAGGAUGAUCCCACUGGGGUCAUAAGACCUCGUACCAAGGCUGUGCCCAACAGUAGAGAAGUCAGGGAGUAUAUUCGCGUAUUUCAUCAGCCACCAAUCACCCCUCGACACAGUUCCAAGAACCUUAGCGAAAACUCACUAGGAAUGGAGCUCCAGCCCCGUCGAUCGGCCACCAUUUCCGAGGGCUUCCGCAGAGAUGUAGAUGUAGAUGUAUAUAGCUUUCAUGACGGCACAUCUGAUGAUACAAUAGACUUUUCUACCCAAUACAACAAUGACAGAAGAGGGAAGGAAAUACCAAGCAUCGAAGUGUCGACAUAUAACGGCAACCAGAAUGUAUUGACUACUAAACUCGGAAGAGCUCGAAGGAAGGUGACUUCCAAGAGAAUUCACGAGUUGCGCAAUGUCAACCUUCGGAGGAGGUCUCACUCGGUGAAGCGGCAGCCUAUAAUCGCUCGCGACUGGUCUCCUAUCCGUAAGAGAUUCGUCGCCUCCGUUGCGUGCAUCAGUACAGCCUUGAUUGGUAUCCUGGUGGGAAUCUACGCAGGCUUGGUUCCGUCAAUUCAAUAUUUCAUUGCAGAUUUCCACCAUUAUUCAAUCAUCGGCAACGUGGUAUUAUACCUUGGAAUGGCAUUGUCAACAUUUUUUUGCUGGCCAUUGCCACUACUGCACGGCCGGAAACCGUACAUUUUAUGCAGCCUAUGCGUGGCUCUGCCGCUUCUCUUCCCGCAAGCCGUUGCGGUCAGCAUACCUAGAUCACCGUACACCAGCGUUUGGAGAUGGGCGUUGCUUCUUCCUAGAGCAAUCAUGGGCUGUGCUUUGGGUCUCGCGAGUAUGAAUUUUCAUUCGAUACUAACCGACCUCUUUGGGGCAUCCCUGAUGAGCAGCAAUCCGCACCAGGAGGUCGUCGACCAAUACGACGUAAGGAGGCAUGGUGGCGGACUCGGCAUUUGGCUGGGCGUCUGGACAUGGUGUUUCAUCGGCUCAUUAGGUAUCGGCUUUCUAAUCGGUGCUGUAGUCAUUGACACUCUAAAGCCAUCGUGGGGACUUUACAUUAGCAUCAUGCUAAUUGCACUCGUUCUCCUUCUUAACGUCUUGUGUCCCGAAGUUCGACGUGCGGGUUGGAGACGCUCCGUAGCCGAAGUCAGGACCCCCUUGGGAGUAUCCCGAAGAGUAGCUCAUGGCCCCAGAUGGUGGGGACAGGAGAUGUAUCACGGGGUCGCCCUAUCUCUUGAAAUGCUUCGUCAACCGGGCUUCGUUAUUAUGGCCGUAUAUUCUGCAUGGAUAUAUGCUCAAGUCGUUUUGGUCAUCGUUCUUCUGGGGUCUCUAUCUUCUAGGCACUACCAUUUCCGGUCUCCGUACGUAGGUGCUGCGGUCUCAUCCGUCGCUAUCGGAGCGCUUGCAGCAGUGCCGUUCCAAAAGGCAAAUCUCUUUUCACGGUCCCGAUGGACAGGUCCGCCAACAAACAAUAUGACCUUCGACAAGUCGGUAACUUGGACCUCCCACCUUGUUCGGCGAUCUAUCUUCAUUAUCGUACUCCCAAUUACCGGAAUUCUAUACACUGUGGUCUCCAUCGGUUUCAUUCUUGCUGCGGGAGCAACAGGUAUCGGUGGCAUAGUCACGCGGAAUCUAGGGCAAAGGGCUGCAACGGGCAUUGUCGCAUCCAUCUUGUUCAUACACUCUCUUCUACUACUGGCCGUGUUUGCGCGUUUUCGCAGGAUACAAAUCGUACCCAACUCAAAGAGCUUUGAGAUGGAAAGAUGGACCGAAGAACGUCGAAACAGUGUACGCCGGCACGCCUCUGCAGUAGCCGCUGCUAAAGCUAAUGGCCUCAAAGAUAUCACCGAGAUCCCCGAAGAAGACAAAUUCCGCCGUAUGAAUAUCCUCGAGCUGGGUUCAUUGACUCGCUGGAGCGAAAUUCGCAAGAAGAACCGAUUGAUCGACAAAGGCAUGCAUCUUAAUCGACAGACAGUCGGCUUAGCACGCAACGAGAUCGACCGGAGGCGCCAUGAAUUUAUAGGUGACGUUCACCGGAGCGCAGAAGCCGUUGGGGACCUCGUCCGCAAAGUAAGCAAGAGAAGCAAGCGUAGCCACGACAGUGGUCACGAUAACACUUCCCGAGAUGAUCCCGAUGACAUGGGUCCACUAGGUCCACCAGGGGCCGGACUUGAACAUGAGCAUUCCUCAUUACCCCACGAGGUUUAUGCCGAGCGCGAAUGCGUCAUGGGCCAGGCCGUGCCAGAGGAAGUGGAGGUUUCAUCGAUAGACGACGCAUCGGACGAUGAUUCGGACGACGAACAUGAAUGGAUACAAAUGGAAGAUCAUUCAUCUCAUAUGACCUCCAAGGUUCAGCCAUACACUGACUUCAAAAGACAAAAUUUGCGAGGCGGCGAAGCUAACACGGGGGACUACGUGAUCGACAUGGAUACCAUCCAGGGCGAACACGGCUCGCAUAGUGAAUUAAAGGUCAAGCCUGCCGAACCAGAUGGUCCAGAACAACAUGGCGUACGCAAAAGCGAGGCCAGUUCAGUAGAUACGGAACUCAAAAGGCUAGCCCAAGAGCACGGCGCUCAUACGUAUGAGAGCAAGGUUAAAUCCGCAAGUAUGGAAUUCGAGGAUGCUGACUUGAGCGGGAAAUCUAGCCGCAGAGGUUCGAAAGCAACGAAGCAAGAUUAA